CUUUUGGAACUAGUCUUAGCAGGAAGCCGAAAAUUACCACAACAGCAGACAACACUUUUGGGAACAGUACUAAUCCAGGUUUCGAAGUCUGAACAUUUCUGGUAGUAACGAUUUUAAUUCGCAGUCGUCAUGGAAAAAAAAAGCAAUGAUCAGUUAAUGGUAACGAGGUAUUUUAUGAACUACCUGGCUAAUAUGAAGGUGAUCUACGUUGGAGAGGACCCGGGCUGUUGCAAGUUCGAUGAUAACAUACAUAAGAUAUGUCUGAGAAUCGGCACAAAUAGCCAAGUAUUGAAUUUCCCCGCUAGCGUUAGCCAGGAGUUUAUAAUCGACAAGAUCACAGCUUUUAAUAAUGAUGAUCAGGUCGAUUUUAUCCUCGUGUUGAGGGAUCUACCAAAACACAUCGAUUACAGAACCGUCAGUGAUAGAAUCCGUCAUAAUAGGAGAGUGUUGAGCUCCGACUAUUCUAAUAAUUCAACUUUUGGGAAAUUAUUUAGACCACCCAUCAAGCUUAUGGUGAAUGAAUUCAGCUACAAUAUUGACUGCCAAAUACUUAGAGACCAAUUUUCUGGUUCAGUAACCAAAGUCGCCUGCAAAAAAAGGAACAUCUGCUUAAGUAUUCUUUAAUUCCAAAUUAAUUAAUAAUUUUAAAUUUUCAUAUACUGUUUUUAUUCAUACACAUGUAAUCUUAAUAAGUCUUAUUCAUACAUAUUUUUUUAAAUUUAUAUUCUGGCAAA
Nicrophorus vespilloides is the source of this 734-nucleotide messenger RNA. Its product is annotated as bifunctional protein FolD-like. The record is from RefSeq and is a predicted model, not a curated record. The transcript is spliced from 4 exons. Gene Ontology annotation, molecular function: methylenetetrahydrofolate dehydrogenase (NADP+) activity. Lineage: Eukaryota; Metazoa; Arthropoda; Insecta; Coleoptera; Silphidae. The coding region runs from base 130 to 624 and encodes 164 amino acids.